UCUUGCUCAAGGACACUUCGACAUGUGAACUGCAGGCACCGAGAUUUACGAUGAUAUAGGCCAGACACUUUCAGUGUUUGAAUGAACUUUAACUUCUGCAGUGCUUUCAUACUGUGCAUUUACUGCGCAUUUUUCGUUCACCUGUUCUUACGCCCAGACACUACAACUUGGAUCAUGCAGGUUAUUCUAAGCAGAGUGACUGCAGGUCACAUUAGCCAAUAUGAGGCUGAACCAUCACUGUUGACAUCCAAUCAGCUGAGGGCUGAUGGGAUUGGAUGCGCAAUCAAAGUGUUUUCCUCUGUCAUCACUCUUGGAUACCUUGACCAGAGAACACAGAUCUGCAUUAGAGGCGUGGGCCUGAACGUUGUGCUGUUUCUGGCGUCUUGUCGUCGGUGAUGGAAAACACCCGCUGCUUUGCAAACCGCUUCACUGACUACAAAGGUGCGCUGCUCCCGGGUCAGAGCGCUGAGGCCAUCGUGCCCGCCGUGAUCGCCACCGUAGAUAAAAUCCUGAAAAAGGUUCCCAUCGACACCAGCGACUGCGACGGAGGGCUGUACGAUGGCCCGGCCGGGGUGGCUUACAUGCUGUAUCAUGUCACCGAGUGCCCGCUGUUCUCCGAGCACCGGGACGUCUACCUGAAGACGGCCAAGCAGAUCAUCGACGUGUCGGUUAAAUACGUGGAUGCGGAGCCGGAUGAAAACAUGCGUGCAGCCUUUCUGCUCGGCGGAGCGGGCAUCUACGCUGUGGCCGCUAUGAUAUACAAGUCCAUGGGCUUGGCCGACUUCGUUAAGCCGUUGACCAAAUUUCGCAACCUGUGGGAGGUGUGUGCGCCCAUCAAUUUUCUGGAAUGCGGCUCGGAUGAGCUGUUUGUGGGGCGUGCUGGGUACCUGUGUGCCGCCCUGGUCCUCAAACAGAAGCUGGGCAUAGAGAUUCUGAGCAAGGACCAGAUCAAAUCUAUUUGCCAGGCCAUCAUCGAGUCAGGAAAGCAAUAUGCCAGGAGGAAGCGGAAGCCUUUCCCCCUCAUGUAUUCAUACUAUGGAACUGAGUAUCUUGGUGCAGCCCAUGGCCUCUCAUCAGUGCUGCAGAUGCUGCUGAGCUAUCAGGACAUGCUCAGAGGAGCAGAGAAGGACCUGGUGUGGCAGAGCGUUGACUUCCUCAUGAAUCAGGAGCAGAACUGUAACUGGCCUGCAGAGCUGGGCGCCAUCAUUGAGAGAGAGAAUGAACUGGUGCACUGGUGCCAUGGGGCCCCUGGUGUUGCGUAUCUUUUUGCGAAGGCCUAUCUGAUCAAUAAGAAGCCCCAGUACCUGGACACGUGCAUACGUAGUGGGGAGCUCGUGUGGCAGAAAGGUCUACUGAAGAAAGGGCCUGGGAUUUGUCAUGGAGUUGCAGGCAGCGCUUAUGUCUUCCUCCUGCUGUAUCGGCUCACAGGCAAUUCGAAAUACAUCUACCGUGCUCAAAGGUUUGCCGAGUUCCUCUACACUGAGGAGUUUAAGGCAGGCUCACGCUCAGUGACCAGUGUCUACAGCCUGUUUGAAGGCCUGUCGGGGACUGUUUGUUUCCUGGUUGACCUCCUGCAGCCGGACCAGUCCGAGUUCCCUCUGUUCAGUGUCUUUGUGUGAAUGGAACCCAGGUCACUGCCGUCCACUGACCUGAACAGACAUCAGUCCUUCCCUCUGACAUCCCCUGAGAGCUGAUCUGUAGAAACUUCAGAAUGUGGAUUGACACUGUGAUCUGAGUGGAAGUGGAGGGAUGGUUGGUAUUUGUUUGGGGUUUAGAAAAUCACAUUUGAGUACAGUUGCAGUAGAAAAAUGGUCUUGUUUUAUGUCUGUACAAAAGUGGAUGUUCAGCUUCCAGGCUUCAGAUUCAUUCUACUUACUGUAACAUUACUCGUUUCAAUUUAGUCAACAGCACUAAAGCAGAAGUUUUCAAACUGUGAAGUUCACUUCCCCAGCAGAGUACAGGCGAGUUGAGGAGGGACAAACGUGAGGCAAAGAUGUUGCAUGAGGUGAAUUUGAGCCAAAAACCAUACUUCUUUUUGAAGUAAUAACCCAGUUAACUAGCUAAUCUGGCAUAUUUUGAUUAAGCCAAUUUGCCAAAAUGUAAAAAAAAAUCCUGGCUAAAAAUUUGUUGUAGCCUAUGAGGUGCAGUAGAAGAGAAACUGAGAGUUUUGUCUUGUGCUUUCAGACUUUGAAAACCCCUGCACAAAAGUAUUGGGACCUUUGAAAUGUGGUCCUACUCAUACAGUGACUGAAAUUGCAGCAUGUUCUAGAGAGAUGCUGCUCUCAGGUCAGAAACACAUGCAUUAGUUGACAGCUAAAUGGCAAUCACCCUCGAGACACAAAAGAAAACAGAAAAAAGACAAAAACAAGUGUCACAUAAUGCCUUUAAAAUUUUUCUAUCACGUCACCAGCUCAGCGUCACAUAUCGCAGACCUUUAGGUUCAUGUGUUUGAUAUGCGUAGUUUCUCAAAUGAUUGUUGUCACGCUUAAUGAUAAAUAUAAUGGAGGGAUUUUGAUACACAACCUGCAAAAUCGAACUGGGUAGAGGGGUACAUCCAUCAGAUGCUGCAAGAAUUAACUGUAGUUCAUUGUCUCACUUUGUUUGCGCUGUGCAAUAUUACUGACUUGUCUGUUGUAACCAAGGUUGUAGCGGUGUGUCAGCUGUUUGUACUUGAUGUGUCAAACUGUGCAUCUUUGAAAUGUCUAAUAUGUCAUUAUUUGUUGCCAGUUUUACCCUGUGUAAAAAACCUGAGUACGUUAUAUUGUAGGUUUGUGAUCGAGACUGAGAAAAAAGUAAAACGUCGUCAUUGUGAGGAUUUAAUUUUGCUUCCAGUUCAGACUGUUGCUACUUUCUGCAGCUUAGUUCUGUAAAUUACAGUCAGCUGAGGAUUUCUUUACAUAAAUGUGAUAAUGAGGCCUUAAAGACAAAUUUCUAGCAUUUGGAUAUGAUCGCAUCUCUCAGAGUAAAAAGGAUUGACAACAAUGUGAACUGAAAAUGUUUUGGGCAGCGUUUCUGACAGUAGCUCAAGUUGGUAACUAAGGCCUGUGAAUACCUGAAAACCAAAGCGGUUUCCCAGUGCUAACCGUGCCUGUUGUGGAACAUUUAUAUGCUGUGUAUGUGUAUUUGCUGUUUUUGCAUUUGCAAUUUGAGAUGUCCACAACAAAGUCUACAGGAUUAUUGUUAUUAAUAAAGUGUCCAGAUGGAAAAGAAGU
Messenger RNA from Monopterus albus (swamp eel), 3212 nucleotides. Its product is annotated as lanC-like protein 3. Lineage: Eukaryota; Metazoa; Chordata; Actinopteri; Synbranchiformes; Synbranchidae. Gene Ontology annotation, cellular component: plasma membrane. The transcript is spliced from 5 exons. The coding region runs from base 396 to 1619 and encodes 407 amino acids. Gene Ontology annotation, biological process: carbohydrate metabolic process; peptide modification. The record is from RefSeq and is a predicted model, not a curated record.